Molecule: messenger RNA, 1667 nt
Organism: Closterium sp. NIES-67
Lineage: Eukaryota; Viridiplantae; Streptophyta; Zygnematophyceae; Desmidiales; Closteriaceae
Source: the annotation of a GenBank genome assembly
GUGUAGUGUUGGCCCUCGCUAUACAUGCCCAUGGUACGCGCGCGGCACGGCGCGUGGACAGGCUUAGCUGGACAGGCUUUGCACGGUAGAGCACAUGGCGUCGUCGUCAACAUCCCAACCCGAACCAAGCCCUGAAGGCAUCGCACGUCCCGUGUCGUAUGUUGCGCGGCGAGUUUGCCAGCCCAUCGUCAGGCGAGCCAUGCCAGGAGAUGUGUGAUGCCAAACCUCAGGCUUGGUUUGUAGCAGCUCGUCAGGCAAGCCAUGCCAUGCCAUGGCAUGGCACGUGACGGCGACUGCCUGCCUUCUCCCGUCACCUCGUCCACCUUGCUCCAGCGAGAUGCAGUGCGCUCUACCGGCCACGCGUCACUCUCUCAGGCGCAGAUGAGUGAUCAAUUUUUCCGAAUGCCUUCGGGCCUUUACCGAGGUUCUCUCACAGCGGGGAACCCUCGCUUGAACAUUACAAAUCGCCGCGGGAAUUCCCUCCCUUCGUCCUUCCCUUCCGAGCACCCGCCGCAUGCAUGGCGAUGCGGGCAUGCAACAACACAUUCAAUGUGCGCUCAUGCUCUCUAAUCAACUAUCGCGCGGCUUUCUUCGUCGCGCCGCAUCGCGUCCGCUCCCAACCCCACUCCCACCCCUCCGACUCGAGCCGCCUCCACCUCCAUAAGUUCCUCCCGCUCCCUCUUUCUCUCCAUCCGUGCCGAGUUUCCCGUUCUCGAAUCCCCUUCCGCUACUACCCUUUUCGCUCUUAACCCUCCCACAGCUCUCACGCUCUUGCUCGCUCGCUCGCUCGCCAGCUACCCUACCCAACCAGCCACCCGCCAUGGCGACGCCUUCCCCGCUCAAGUCCGUGCCGGCGCACUCGUGGGAGACGGAGCCGGAGGGCGCGCUGGAGGGCAUCGUGCUGGAGGACGACGCGAUCUUCGACCCGGUGAAGGCAGUGAAGGGCAAGGUGGAGAAGCUGGUGCCGUCCGCGGAGGGCCACAAGCCCACGCACUGCCUCGCGCGCCUGCGCUUCCAUCCCAACACCGAGAAGCAGCUUAACAACAUGAUCAAUGUGGAGUACGCCAUGUCGUAUACCUUCCACAGCAUGAGCAACUACUAUGCUCGCGAUUGCGUUGGUCUACCAGGGCUUGCAACGCUUUUCUUGAAGCGCAGCCAUGAGACCAGGAAGAACGCCAUCGAGCUCGCUGCCUACGUUUCCAAGCGCGGAGGGUGUGUGGUGCUGAAGCCCAUUGCUGCUCCUGAGGGCGAGUACGGUGACCCUCAGAAGGGGGAUGCUCUCAGCGGCAUGGAGUUGACACUGGCUAUGGAGAAGGCAGAGACUGACAAGUUCCUUUCCCUCAACAAGGCUGCGGAGGAUGUGGUCGAUGAGCAACUCUCUGAUUUCCUCACCGACAAUUUCAUCGACAAGCAGGUGGAUCUCCUCAAGCUCCAUGCGAUCUACGUGUCGCAGCUGCGCCGUGUGCACACCGGCCAUGGGCAGUGGCACUGGGACAAGACCCUCGCAGAGGAGCUUGGGUCUUCAGCCAUGUGAAUGUACACAGGAUUCUGAAACGGCCGUGUAGAUGGAUGAGAAGUGAUGGCUAUUUGUGCAUAGAAUGUGCACUUGUACAUAGUGGAUGCAUAAAUACACACUGGUUUUGAUUCUGCGAAAUGUCUCUUAUCGA